UACGUGACCACGUACGUCCUCAGCGCGCAGCUGUUUCCGGCUGCUGUGUGAGUGACAGGAGCCGCCAAACUCUGUUUUUAUCAUCUGUUAACUGAAGAGCCAUGACAGACACGAGUCACUGUGAUUAAAAACUUUUUCAUCUUUACAGCGACGGACUGAGACCACCGAAGAUCCGCCGGAAGGAGACUUUAUUCACAGCAUGGCGGGGGUGUUCGACAUCGACAUGGAGACGGAGGACGUCAGCGACACAGAGGACGACGCCUGUGACCCGACUGGGCCAGAACCCGAGAACGUUCAGACAGAAGAGGUGGAGCUGACCAGUGAGAUCGUCAACAGAGACAGCGAACGGGUCGGGCCGGACUGUUUCGAGCUUCUGACUGUUUUGGGUAAAGGAGCGUACGGAAAGGUGUUCCAGGUGAGGAAGGUCCAAGGAGCCCAAGCAGGAAAAAUCUUUGCUAUGAAGGUUCUGAAAAAGGCUAAAAUCGUGUGUAACGCUAAAGACACGGUCAUUCUGAUGCUGACCAAACUCUUCGACUUCAACCUGAACAGCGUGACUGAGAGUUCAUUAUGGAGCCAGGUGUCUCAUGCUCACAGGAAGUCAUCGGAGCUGGGGGCGUUGCCCUGCAGAGGACCAGUUCUGUUCGAGUCUGUGUCUCCUCAUGGAUGA
Nematolebias whitei (Rio pearlfish) is the source of this 667-nucleotide messenger RNA. RefSeq names its product ribosomal protein S6 kinase beta-2-like. Gene Ontology annotation, biological process: protein phosphorylation. The transcript has 8 exons. Gene Ontology annotation, molecular function: protein kinase activity; ATP binding. The record is from RefSeq and is a predicted model, not a curated record. The coding region runs from base 200 to 667 and encodes 155 amino acids. NCBI's taxonomy places the organism in Eukaryota, Metazoa, Chordata, Actinopteri, Cyprinodontiformes, Rivulidae.